Messenger RNA from Loa loa (African eye worm), 273 nucleotides. RefSeq lists its product as hypothetical. The coding region runs from base 1 to 273 and encodes 90 amino acids. NCBI's taxonomy places the organism in Eukaryota, Metazoa, Nematoda, Chromadorea, Rhabditida, Onchocercidae. The record is from RefSeq and is a predicted model, not a curated record. The transcript is spliced from 2 exons.
AUGAGGACUUCUUUCGAUAAUGAGGUUCAACUAAUCAGUGCUAUGCCGUGGAUGACCUGGAUUUAUUCUUUUGAAACGGACAAUGUGAGGUGGUACCCGAUAUAUGUUGCGACGAUGUUCCCAACUGCUAAUCCAUGCCAAAGGGAAUGGAUUAUCCGCAUUCCGGAUCGUUAUGUAUCAAACGGAGCAGUAGCUCGGAAGACAAUGGAACUCGGAGAAAUGAAUCUUGAAGUGGAGCUGGAAGAUGAAGACCAGGAAUGUAUACAUCACUAA